This is a messenger RNA of Melanaphis sacchari, 1791 nucleotides long. Its product is annotated as zinc finger BED domain-containing protein 5-like. The coding region runs from base 1 to 1791 and encodes 596 amino acids. The record is from RefSeq and is a predicted model, not a curated record. The transcript has 2 exons. Lineage: Eukaryota; Metazoa; Arthropoda; Insecta; Hemiptera; Aphididae. Gene Ontology annotation, molecular function: protein dimerization activity.
AUGGAUAGAUUUAUUACUCGGACCUCGAAAUUGAUUGAAAGCUCACCAUCAACUUCUGGAACGUCAAAACAGAGUAAAGACUCACCAUCAACUUCCGGGACUUUAAAAAUGAGUGGGAAUUCACCAUCAACUGCUCGGCCGUCAAAACAGAGUAAAGGUAAGUGUCGGUUAUACGAUGAAUCUUAUAUAUCCAUUGGUUUCACAUGGUGUGGUCCAGAAGAUGAACCUAUUCCCGAGUGUAUCAUAUGUGGAAAAACAUUUACCAACGAAUCGAUGGUGCCCAACAAAUUAAACAGACAUUUUAUUAAACAACAUUUUCACUUGAAGUGCAAAGAUAUUCACUAUUUCAAAAGACCUUUAAGUUGCCAAAAAAAAGAAGCAAUCAAGUUCACAAAAAAAGUUAAAAUUUCUGAGAGGGCUCUCGAAGCUAGUUUUGUUGUUUCCCAAAUGAUUGCUAACAACAUGAAAGCGCAUACUAUUGGAGAAAAUUUAAUCAAACCUGCGGGUAAGGAAAUGGUGCGAAUAAUGAUUGGAGAUGAAGCGGCUCUUGAAAUAGAUAAGAUACCGAUGUCUAAUGACACUAUUACUCGUCGCAUAAAUGAUAUGUCUGUAGAUAUAAAACAACACACCGUAGAAAAGAUGAAACUUUCUCGGUUCACACUUCAAGUUGACGAUUCAACUGUUAGCGACGGAAAAUGUUACAUGAUAGGAUUUGUUCGUUUUGUUGUUGGUUAUGAUAUUAUAAACCAGUUUUUGUGUUUGAAAGAUGACUGUGUUGGAAUUUGCACUGAUGGAGCUCCAAAUAUGACCGGGAAUAUCAAAGGGUUUGUUACACUCGCUAAAAUGAAAAACCCAUUAAUCGUUAAAACUCAUUGUUUCAUCCACAGAGAAGCGCUGAUGACAAAAACGUUGGGUAGUGAUCUCAAUUCUAUUUUGAUUAAUGCUGUUCGUAUUGUCAACUACAUUAAAAGAAAGCCCUUGAAAAGUAAGAUUUUUGCCGAAAUUUGUAAUUCAAUGGAUGCUGGUUUUACAAAUUUGUUGUACCAUACCGAAGUGAGGUGGUUAUCAAGAGGAAAGGUCUUAGCACGUCUCUAUGAACUUAAAGAGGAACUUUUACUGUUUUUCAUGGAAGAAGGCAAUGAAGAAUUUACAAGUUUUUUGGAAGAUCACGAUUGGAUAUCAAAAUUUGCGUACUUGACUGACAUUUUUCAGAAUCUUAACCUAGUUAAUUCUAGUUUGCAAGGGCCAUUAGAAAAUGUUUCAACUUCCACCGACAAACUUUCAGCUUUUCAAGAAAAAAUCUCCAUUUGGUGUACAAACUUGGAUCAAGGAAAGACAGCUAUGUUUCCACUUUUUACAAGUCAAGAAAACUCUAAUCCUGAAGUUCUGGGAGCCAUAAGAAGUCACUUGCAGGCCUUGCAAAUGUCAUUGAAAUAUUAUUUUCCAGACUUGAAUGUGAAACAGUAUGACUGGGUUCGCAACCCAUUUACAUCCUUAGUGCAAACAGAUGACUGUGAAUUACAACAGGAAGCUGUGGAACUAAAAAACGACCGUACGCUGCAACUAAAAUUUAAAGAAAUGUCGCUCAACAGCUUUUGGGUGAGUCUCCACAGUGAAUACCCUCGACUAUCAACGAAAGCUAUUGAAGUGCUACUUCAAUUUUCGACGUCCUGGCUAUGCGAACAUGGAUUCAGUGCGCUCACAAAUAUUAAAACAAAAAAACGCCAAAGACUUACAAAAACAACACUAGAAGACGAUAUGAGACUCGCUCUAUCAACCAUCAACCCUUGA